Parasteatoda tepidariorum (common house spider) is the source of this 3889-nucleotide messenger RNA. NCBI's taxonomy places the organism in Eukaryota, Metazoa, Arthropoda, Arachnida, Araneae, Theridiidae. The record is from RefSeq and is a predicted model, not a curated record.
CAGCAUACGUUCUUCUUGCUUUCUUACUUUAAUAAUGGAUACACUUAUGAUGAGCGCCAAUGGGACUCUCUUCGAAUUGCAGUGCCCAACAAUGGUUUGCUUAGUGUGGAUUUCUAUCCCCCCAUCAACACCAAUGCAUCUUCCUUAAGCAUGAAUGCUGAAUUUAGAGGAUUUGAUUACAAUCUUGAUAAUGUUGAAGCAGCAAUGUCACCAAGUAACAGCUUCAUUCAAGUGCUGUUGAGAACUGAAAACCCAACUGUUGAUAAAGAAGUUGAGUUGGAAGUGAAUGCUAUGGAGCCUUUAUCUCAACUUGAAUAUGAGGUUUUAGGACGUGGAGACAUUGUGUUGGCUGGUGCUAUUGAUGUUCCUAAUGUUAAAACCUACAGAUUCUACAUACCUGUUACUCACAAAAUGGCGCCCAAAGCAAGGAUUGUUGUUUUUUAUGUUAGACCUGAAAAUAAUGAAAUUGUCGCUGAUGCUGUGAAUUUUGAUGUAUCUGGAACAUUCAGAACUCCGGUCAGUAUCAAUACUAAUGCUAAAGAAACAAAGCCUGGUGCUCCAGUCAAUGUGACUGGAGCAACUAAACCAAAUGCCCUUGUUGGUCUCCUUGGAAUUGACCAAAGUGUUUUAUUACUUAAAUCUGGCCAUGACAUUACUCAGAAUGAUGUCAUUACUGAAUUAGAAACCUAUGAUGGAGGAAAAAAGAGGUAUCAAUAUGGUCCAUAUUAUCGCAAAAAGAGAUCUUUGUGGUGAUCUACAACUGCUCAUGAUGUAUUUGAUGUAAGAGCAAUAGAAGAUGAAUUAAAUGCUGUUGACACAAUGCUUUAUGAUCAUGGCAAUGGAAAAGGAUCUAAACCGAGAGUUCGAAAACAUUUCCCUGAAACUUGGAUAUGGGAUCUCUUGCCUGCUGGAAAUGAUGGCAAAUUAUCACUUGUGAAGAAUAUCCCAGACACCAUCACAUCAUGGGAAAUCAGUGCUUUUGCUAUGGAUCCUGUUAAUGGUUUAGGAAUUGCACCAGAUACUGCAAAGGUAUAUAUUUUCAACUUAAUACCACAUUUUUUUGCUUUUGAACAUCGAGAUUUGUUAGGUCCUACUGUUAAUAAUUUAGAUAAACUGCUUAGAAUGCCUCAAGGCUGUGGUGAGCAAAAUAUGCUGAAUUUUGUAUGAAACAUUGUUAUUACUAAAUACUUAAAACGAGUUAACAGACUGACUCCUACAAUACAGAAGAAAUCUCUGAAUUUUAUGGAAAGUGGUUACCAAAGAGAGUUGACAUACAGAAGAAAUGAUGGUUCUUUCAGUGCUUUUGGAAAUAAUGACAAAAAUGGAAGUACAUGGCUUACAGCAUUUGUAGUUCGAUCAUUCCACCAGGCUAAAGAAUUUAUGGAAAUUGAUGAUGGUGUAAUGACUUCUGCAUUAGAAUGGUUGUCCAAACAGCAAAAAUCUGAUGGUUUGUUUGAUGAACCAGGAGAAAUUCAUCAUAAAGCAAUGCAGCAUUUGCUCCUAAUUUUCCAAAUUGAUACCAUCCACUGGCAAAAACCAAAGGACAACUCAAUGCCUUACUAUGAGCCUCAAUCCCAAGACGUAGAGAUGACUGCUUAUGCCUUGUUGACAUACUCUGUGCGAGGAGAUGUUGCCGGAGCCUUACCCAUUCUUAGGUGGAUGAUCUCCCAGCAAAAUGAGUAUGGAGGCUAUUCUUCCACUCAGGACACAGUCGUUGGUAUCCAAGCCUUGGCUUCUUUGGGCGUCAGACUUGCUUCAGCUUCAAUAUCUAUUAACAUCUCUUACAACUUCAAUGAUAUGCAGAAAACAUUAAGCAUUAAUUCUGAUAAUGCCAUGGUGCUUCAAAAUGUUAUUUUACCUUCUGAUGUCAGAUCUGUUGCUCUUCAAGCUGAAGGUUUUGGAGUUGGUCUAGUUCAGGUCACAUGGUCAUACAAUGUUGCUGUUACUGAUGUCACUCCAGCUUUUUCAUUAAAACCUGAUUUGGGCAAAGCCUUCACCGGUGAUUACAUGGAGCUAGAUAUUUGCACUCGCUACAAAGAGAGUGGAGCUAGUAAUAUGGCUGUAAUGGAAGUUGGUCUUCCUUCUGGGUUUGAGGCUGAUACAGAAAUUUUACCCAUGAUAAAGAAUUUAGACAAAUUAAUGAGAGUUGAAACAAAUGAGGGUGAUACCAAUGUUGUCAUAUACUUUGACAGGAUUGACAAUGAAGUCUGUGUUCAUGUCCCUGCUUUUAGAAGUCACAAAGUAGCCAAUCCUAAACCUGUCCCUGUUAAAGUGUAUGAUUAUUAUGAUUUAUCCAAAAGUGCCAGAAUGUUUUAUGAAUCAAAGUCUGUUACACUGUGCGAAGUCUGCGAGAGUGAAGAUUGUGGCAGUAAAUGCAACGAGCUUACAGAUGGUGUAAAUGCAUCUUCAACACCCAUAUACAACUUAUUCCUGAUUGCAUUGGCAGCUAUGUUUACCUUUCAAAUUGCAAGAGCUAAUAAUUGAGGUGAUUAAAUUGUUGACUUGAGCCAUACAGCUGCAAUAAUGACAAAGCUUUUUUUAGCUAGAGUGGGAUGUGUGUAUGAUCUGAUAUGGUGAUAUUUUUUGUAUAGUUACAUAACGACAGUGCCUACCGAGGAACUUCGGUAGGCACUUCAGAUUUUAUGAAAGUUUAGCUAUCGUCAAACUAUUGAUAGAACUACGAAAAAGCUCAGUGCUUGGUCAUUAACUUGUGGAUUGUCAUCACUACUGCUUUUAUCGAGUUUUCUUUAAAGUUCAUAAUAUCUAAUGCUAACAUUCCAUACUUUGUGUUAGAUCUUGGAAUAUUUCAUAUGUGUUGUCUGAUUUUCCUUUGCAAUUAAGAUAAUUUAUUCAUAUUUUUUUAAAAAUAACUAUUGCAUUCAUCAGCAUUUGUUUUUGUUAUAAACCUUGAGUUAUUACUCUUAUUAUUCUGGUGCAUUUUGAUCUUAAAUAUUUUUAUAAUUUAAAUCUUUUUAUUAUUUAAAGUUAAAUAAUCAUUUGUUGCUCGGCUUUCUCUAGUCAUCCGUGCAUAUUUUGACACCAGACAAAUAAAUCAAGGUUUAGUUUUUCUUAGAUAUUUUGUGAAAUUUAAUUUUAAAAUAGGCAGUUUUAUUAAGUAUUCUACAUCUGGAAUUCAGCCAAAUUUUUUAAAAUAUCGAUGCAAUUAAAAAUUUAUGUUAAAUCCGAUUUUAAAUCAACAUAAUAUAUUUUUCUGGAAAAAUUGUUAAUUUAUGCCAAUGAACUUUAAUCAUAGAAAGUUUUAAUCCUAAAAACUUAAAUUUUAAAUUGUUGUAUUGUACUUAAAUUUUUAAAAAUUACAUUCUUGUCCAUAGCUUAUGUGCAAUCUCCCAAUUUUUGUACUUUAUUAUUCUUGGGAAUUUUAAACAAGCGUCUGUACAAUGUCCUUUCUUUUUUAAGCAUUAAAUGUGUGACUUUUAUAAGAAGACAUUGAAUAUAUUUUAGCUUGUCAUUUUCUUUUAAUAGUCAAGGUUUUCUUAUUCUAAAAAUAAUACUAAUUGUUGCAAACAAAACCAAAUGUUAUUGAGAACAUAACUUUUAAAUAUCAAUGAACAGUUUGUGGGACUAAUUGGCAGCUUUAUUUGUAGAGACAAAUUUCACUUGUUUUCCAUUUUAGUGUAGAUGAAUGUGCAAAUAAUUAAGAUGAGCUAUAUCAUUGUCAUCUUCAACUGUGAUAAACUAAAAACCUUUAUUUUCAUACUCAAACUGUUUCAAUAUAAAUUUAAAAUUUUAGCCAAAGAGAUCUGGUUUUAAAAUUAUAAAAUUGUUUAUGUUUUGACAUUAAAGUUCAUUUAAACUGUAUAUUUGCUGUUUCAUAUGCCUUUAAAUAUUUCAAAAAGUGAUUUGUAAUAAAAUUUUUAUUAAAACAGUU